Periconia digitata is the source of this 2705-nucleotide messenger RNA. Lineage: Eukaryota; Fungi; Ascomycota; Dothideomycetes; Pleosporales; Periconiaceae. The record is from the annotation of a GenBank genome assembly.
CCACGCCCGUUUGUUCGCUCUGCCUCUGUAGUAGUUUAUGUGCCUUCCUUCCUUCCCCUCACUCGCACACGCCCAUCCUCUCUCCCUCUCACCACCCCACGCCUCCAAUCUGCGCAAACAUCUUGAACCCGCCUGCCUGCUUGCCUGCCCGACGUCUGUUCUCCGCUCGGAUCCCCCUCGAAUCUUGACCAUGUGCAGUUCCUGCGAUACAAUAUAGCUCAGCCCGCCCCAUGGAUUCUGUGCCCGCUGCCAGGCCGUCUGGCUUGCCUUCUCCGCGAUCGCCAACCCUCUCUGAGAUUUCCAUGAUCCUGCCCGAGGCCAACCCGCUGCGCAGCGUCUCACCGCCGCCCUUCGUCGAAUCACCACCCUCUCCUCCCAGCUUCUACUCGCACUCGAAUCGCUCCGAACAUUCCCUCAAAUUGGCUCCCGUGCCCGAGGGCCGCCGCCCACCACCACCCUCCAACGUCCGCUCCCCACCCUUGUCCGCCCACAGCUCGCGUUCGACCUUGCGUAACAUGGAUCCACCAGUCUCGGCUGUUCAGCCGCCCGCCGUCACCACUGCUGCUGCAGACGAUACCCUGGCUUCAUCACCCACAGUCGACGAUGGACUGCUGGUCUCUGAGCCGGUCGAGCGCGACACUCCUUCACCGGGAAAAGGUAGCAGCGGAUCGAGUUCCAUUGGAAGCGUCGAUUUUGAAAAUAUGAAGAGAUGGCCAGGCUUCGAGAAUAGCGCUGCCUUUGAUGACAGCGGCGUCGACCUCGAGGGCGCAGAUGAAGGCCGUGAUCAAUUCCCUGUAGGAGGACGCGGCGGCGACGACCAGGACAACGAUCAUUGGGACAGUGACGAUCAGUACUCGUCCGACAUCUACUCCAAGCGAGCGGAAAUGAUUUUGGCCAAUGCGAAGAAGCGUUUGAAUGUCAUGGAAGGGAACUUGCGAGGCGCCCGCAAAUCUCUUGUUGUUUCGCCGACGCACAAUGGCCUCAGGAGUCCCACGGAAUUGUCCCAUCAGGUAUCCAUCAGUCGCGAACGCGACCGAAGAUUAUAUGGAGGCAUGGGCCCAAUACCCCCGCGCAAUCGACCAUACCAUUCUGCUGUUGCGCCUUCGAAUAGUAGCCCUGGUCAUAUUCGAGGCUCGAGUGAAACUUCCAUCCCACUGCCAUUCGCGUCACCCACCUAUAUGAGCAAACACCAGCCCAGCAAACGAGCGUCCAGCGCCAUGGGUGUUGCAAGUGCGCCAUGGUCUCCAGAGGGAUAUGGUACUGGGAGAUUUCCCAUUCGUGAAUCGCGGAGUUUCGAAGUCAUGCGCGACCCUAGAGGCAAUGUACCAAAUCACGACCGAGAUCAACCCUUGCGUUCACAUUCCAGGGGAUCACGUUCUCCACCCAAUGUUCUGGAGACACUCCCAGAAGACGAGUCGCCAAAUCUUCGUCGCUCGGCUUCGACAACAGAAAGUCUGCGAGACCAAAUGAAGGAUCUCAAGGGCAAAAUAUCGACUCUCAAACUGAGAGCACAGGAAGACAAUAUGCGGAGGCGCAGUAUGCAGAGCUUGCGUACCCCCAGUCCAUUCACAUCAGCCGAAACUUGGUAUUCUGAGACAGAAGCAUACAAAACUGGGUCAUCGCCAGUUGCAGCCGAUGCUGGUGUAGGCGUCACAAUGGAGUCUCCCACUAGAAAAGCUCUUUUUGAGGAUGAAGGGAGUGGUUCUACUCUGCAUAACACUCCUGCGAUCUCAGCUGUCAAUCGCCAUGAAGAGGCCAACACCAUUGAUCACGAUGAUGAGCAUGGAGUUGAUGAGGACCCGGACACGGAACAAGCAUCGUUCCACUACGACAAUGACCAACUCGGAUUUGCCCAGGUCGAGGACAAAACGCUGAAUAACAUCGAUGAUGAUGUGGAUGAUGACGAUAGCGACUUCGUCUCUGUAUACAGCCAGGACAUCGAUCCGGCAGGAUCCAGUGUUUAUGAAGACGCAGUGUAUGAGAUGCCUGUAACGGAGCGGCACGAGGAUCGGAUCGACGCCUUUGAUUACGAAAACUUCUUCCUACAUAGUGCCAUGGGCACCUACAGCUCAGGCCGCCGAGGAUCCGAUUCGGGAUCUAGCUCAGCCGAUUCUGUGGCUACUACCAGACCUGUAACCGCAAUCUUCGGAAACGAUGCACUCGUGGAGACCAAGAGGGCGUCCCUCCACGCCCGAAACUCCAGCAUGGAUUCUGUCUCCACCAUGGCGAGCUUUGCGACAGCCGCCGAGGACCAGGAAGAAGAAGAAAACGAACGCAUGGACCAAUUCUCCCAACAAAUCUUACAAACUCACCAGGCAGCGCCGGCUGCACAAACAGCAACGCAGAACAGCAUGCCCCCUCGAUCAGACUCCUUACGGAAGACGUUGCAGCCCCCUAAUUCUCCUCCCUUUCGCGACAGCUCCUCCCGCGGUUCUUCUUCGCCUGGAUCGACCAUCAUGACUGCAGGUCUGCAGACGUCGAAGAUCUUCUCCAUUCUGCUGGAAGCCCAAAGAGACGAACCCCGUCUCGCGCUCAACGAAGAGGAGAAGCAGCUGAUCUACAGUUUAGCGGCAAGCUUUCAAAGCGUCAGCGAGACUCUCCAGAGUCCAUCCACGGACGCGUACGAGCGGAAAGAGGCGCGCAGGAGGUUGGACGUGGCCCGUCGAGUCCUCAGCGGCGAAGAGCUCGAGGGCCUCCCGUUCUAA